This is a messenger RNA of Prorocentrum cordatum, 1200 nucleotides long. The record is from the annotation of a GenBank genome assembly. NCBI's taxonomy places the organism in Eukaryota, Dinophyceae, Prorocentrales, Prorocentraceae.
AUGUCCUGCUCGGAUAUCCGAGCAGAAGAUGUGACCGGGAUCAAGCCUGGCACGCGCGCGGCCCCGACGAUGAAGAAACGGGUCGUCUUCAAGGGCGGGCGGGGGAACAAGCGGACUUUCGCCGAGCGUCUGGCCGAGCUCGCCAAGGGCGUCAAGAGGAGCAGCGCGUCCAAGCAGCAGAAAGAAGCCCUGGCAAUCCUCAAGGUCCGCAUCAAACCCGUUCGAAAGGAGAAGGCGCUGCUCGGCGCCUUUCGGGAGCUCUUGCGCAGCCGCGCCGCGGACCCGGGGGCAACGCUGCUUGCCGAAUACGCGGCGUCGGUAACAGGCAUCAAGCUGCGAACCCCGGUGCUCAUGGGGAUGACGAAUCCCGCGUGGCUUGCGCGUCGGGGCGGCGGGCCGGAGAAGCCGUUCGCCCUCGAGGAUGCCCAGAAGAUGACCUUCUUGCACCGGGUCACCAAGGAGAAAGUGAAGGGUCUGGUCAGGCAGUGCCCUCUUCUCCAGGAGGCCAAGCGCUUCUUGCGGGCCGUGUCCGGCUUGGGCCUGCCCACGUGGGUGAAAAUGGGCGUGGUCAGCGUCGGGUUCGCUGUUCGGUGCGCGCCUUGGUUGAGGCACGCCGCGGCGUUCCUCAAGAAGGAGGGUUGCGACAUCUUCGAGCUGGUGUGCACCUUCAGGGAUGGCCAACACCUCUCCGGCAUGGCGCUGGAAUUUACACCCUCCCGGUUCGUCCCGCGCAGGCUCUUGCCCAGUGGCAAGUCGCAGCGGCCCACGACGGACGUCAACAAGGUCACCGGCUCGACGGCGUUCGGGUGUCUCGCGGCUUUCCGCCAUGAGUCGCCCGCGCCGCCGCUGGCGGAGGACCAGGACGGCGAGGGCGAGAGCAGUCUCAAGUCGAGCGCGAACUCGAACGGUUACCUCAAGCUCUGCGCCGCCCUGGGCAAGAAGCACGCGUUCGAGAGCCUGCGCGCCGCUUUCCAGGAGCACCUUCUGGCCCUUGACGUGCCGGAGGCGGCGCGUCCGGAGCUGACAGCUUUGGCAGAGAAGGUGCAGAGCGGGGACACCGCGGGGAACACAUGCAAAGUGAUUAGCAUGUGCCAGACGCUGGCGUUCGGGAAGGCCACAAACGAGGCAGCCCACAAGAUCGAGGUCAUGCCUUCGGAGGCGGCCGAGGCAGUGAAAAGCCAGGUCGGCUUCUACGGCUGA